Mauremys mutica (yellowpond turtle) is the source of this 774-nucleotide messenger RNA. RefSeq names its product integrin alpha-M-like. Lineage: Eukaryota; Metazoa; Chordata; Testudines; Geoemydidae. The transcript has 5 exons. The record is from RefSeq and is a predicted model, not a curated record. The coding region runs from base 418 to 774 and encodes 118 amino acids.
CCAGCAUGUCUGAAAUCGGGGACAUCAGCAGGGACGGACAGACGGACGUGGCCAUCGGGACCCCCCUGGAGAACAACAAUCACGGGGCCUUGUACAUCUUCCAUGGGGAAAAGGGAGGCCUCAGUCCCCAGUACAGACAGCGCAUCGAGGGGUCUCUGUUCCCCAGCAGGCUGCAUUACUUUGGCCAGGCCGUCAGUGGGGGGACAGACUUAACGGGGGACGGACUGCCAGAUAUCACGGUGGGGGCACAAGGGCAGGUCCUGCUGCUGAGGUCCCGGCCGGUGCUCAGAGUCGGGGUCUCCAUCAGCUUCCAGCCCCCCCACGAUCCCCACCUCGGCCUUCGACUGCCAGGGGCAGGAGCAGCUCAACACGGAGGCCAGCAGGGCAGAGGUCUGCUUCACCGUCACUAAGAGCACCAUGGACAGCCUAGGCGACAGGAUCUCGAGCACCAUCCAGUACAGCCUGGCUCUGGACCCUGGGCGGACGAAGAUCCGAGCCGCCUUCGACUCCACCGGCCCCGUCCUGAGCAGGGAGCUGCGGUUCGACAUUGAGAAGAAAUGUGAGAAGCAUCAGAUAAAGUUACCUCUCUGUCCAGAGGACACAGUGACCCCCAUCACCCUGCGUCUCAACUACACCCUGACGGGGGAGCCCAUCGCUGCUGCUGGUGACCUCAGAUCCAUCCUGAGCGAGGACUCUGUGCCAGUGUCUGCAGGCUCGGUAAGGUGCCAGAUCCAGGCCCCCAUGGUGGGUCUGCUGCAGGGAUCGAACCAGUGA